Molecule: messenger RNA, 980 nt
Organism: Astyanax mexicanus (Mexican tetra)
Lineage: Eukaryota; Metazoa; Chordata; Actinopteri; Characiformes; Acestrorhamphidae
Exons: 3
Coding region: 7-516 (169 amino acids)
Source: RefSeq, a predicted model, not a curated record
ACCCUGAUGAAGGCCAAAGAAGGUGUUGUGGGGACCAAGCUGAGACCACACUCAGACAAAAUGUGUCAGGAUCAAAGCAUUGAAAUGAGACGAGAUGCUAUUAUCCGCAGCCUCAAACUGUACCUUGGUGAGAAAGAAGAAGAACUUUUUAAAGAUUGCCUGGAAGAUAACCGCAGUGACGUGACUGAACACCUCCUUAAGAUAUUGGUCAUCCAUGGUGCUGAGGGAGAGGAUCCAGUGGAUGUCUCAAUCCUUCUUGAUGGUGCAGAGAUCUUACCGGGAUGCUGCAACACUGCCAAAGCUUGUGCGCUGCUCAUGGGGCUAAUUUAUGCUCUGAAUCUGGCAUACCCUUUGUCACUGCGAUACACUUUUGAGGUGUUCCAGAAACUUUUCCUGGAGCUGGAUGUAAUUAAACUGUCCCAUUUCAAUUUGCUGACCACUACACUGGACCUUCCUCUCACAAACUGCAGUUUGUCGUUCCAUGGGACUUCCACUGUCCAGACACCCAGACCUUGAAUUUCAUUUUUAGGUAUGUGCUUGGCCCCAAUGGCUGCAGUGAUAUACUGUUUGCAGUGUUAUGGAUAAUUUACAGGAUUCUGAGUUCCUCUUCUUGAUUGUUUUGUGGGACAUUGCCCAAUUUUCCCUAGUCCUCAAAGUUUGCUUUGUAAGUCAUGCCUCGGUUCUUAUUGGUCCUGAAGUCCUGAAUUUUGCCCAGGUUCCUGUCGCAACAGUUGUAAAGUAGGUAUUUCUUUACAGUGAGCCAUUUGAUUUUAAACCACUCAUACUGCUCUCAGCUGAAUGUACAAGUGAUCCAAAGUAAUUCCACAGAUGUUAAAAAAUGUUUUAAUGUGUUUAGUGCACUGUUUCAGACGGUUUGAAUGUUUUAAUUACACUCCAUUGUUACUGCAUUCACUCUCAAAUAUUGGUCAUGCGAACAUUAAGUGGUUUCUAAUAUUGACCAAAUAAAUGGUUGAAAUAUA